Molecule: messenger RNA, 400 nt
Organism: Lactuca saligna
Lineage: Eukaryota; Viridiplantae; Streptophyta; Magnoliopsida; Asterales; Asteraceae
Source: the annotation of a GenBank genome assembly
AUGACUUCUCAAAUUCUUUCGGUCAUCGCCAUCAUCUUCAGUCGGCAACAACACCAGCGACCCACCCCCAACGCACCACCAUCGAUCGCUUACUUCCCCCAACGCAGCACCAUUGACCCCCUUCACCACCACGAACCACCUUCAUGGUCCACCUCCUUCAAACAUGUUGAAGAGGCUAACAUGGAUUCAAAAAUUUUGUUUCCGAUGGUUCAAUUUUCCUCAGAAUCUCAAUUUUUGGUUUCAACGAUACUGUGUCUGUUUGAUACCAAAUUCUUUUUUGUUGAACUUGAAGAGGAUGCUUUCAAACCUGGUUUCCAUAAAUUGGACUUAACUCCAAUAAUCAUGAGUUUUGAUUACAAAAAGGGUUGGUGAAAGAAACAUAUCAUUGAAAGGAUUACAG